CUUGUUUGGGUCGCUUGUGAUGUGAACUGUGAACGUGUGGAUGUGAAUAACAUGCGGCCGGUUUCAGUCCGAUAGUUAACAGCAUGUUUUCUGCUGCUUGUGUUCAGUAACACUGACAGGCAGCCGCUCCGGGUCCGGGUCUACACCUGCUCCGCUGUUUUUAUUGAUAUAUUGAUUAAAAAUUUGGAAGAAGACAAACAAGCAGCGACAGAAGAAGAGUGUGAAAAUGUCCCGACACAGUAAGAAGGACGGAAUACCGGACAGAUGGUUGGAUUACAAAGCUGUUGGGAAAAGACUCAACGGGACUCGUUUCAUCGCCUUCAAAGUGCCGCUGAAACACUCUCUGAACCGUCAGCUUCCGUGUUCUGAUGUGUUCGGUCCCUGGGAGCUGCUGGACACUUUGAAAGAAGAAAAUCAAGAACUGGGUUUGAUCAUCGACCUGACCUUCACCAAACGCUACUACCAGCCACAGGACGUACCGGACUCUCUGAUGUGUGUGAAGAUCUUCACAGCCGGUCACGAGAUUCCCAGCGACGGCACGAUCCUGAGCUUCAAACGAGCCGUACGCAGGUUUCUACAGGACAACGCUGACAACGACAAGCUGAUCGGAGUCCACUGCACACACGGUCUGAAUCGCACCGGUUACCUGAUCUGCAGGUAUCUGAUCGAUGUCGAUGGGAUGGAUCCUAAAGAGGCCAUAGAGUUGUUUAACUCGUCGCGGGGUCACGACAUAGAGCGACAGAACUACCUGGAAGAUCUACAGUACGGAGCGAAGAGGAGUAACGACGGGAUGGAGGAGAGCGAGCAGGAGCCGAAGAGAGGUCAGGCUGUGAAUCGACCGCUUUACACUCCGCUAGAGUCCGACAGCAGAGAGGAGAGACGACACUUUAAUGACUCCUGGCAGCACAGGUCUUUCUCUCCCAGAGGAACGAACCAUCGCUCAUAUCACCGCCCUGCGCAGGACGGCCUCCUCCCCUGCCCGCCGUUACUCCCUCGCCCUUCCUUUCAUCCUCCAGCAGGAGCCUCUUUCCACCCGUAUCGAUGGACUCCUCCUCCUCCUCCUUCUCCCCCUGACAGCCAGUGGAGGAGACCCUCCCGCUCAGAGGAGACCAGGUCCAGGUAUCUUCCACCGGAGCCGCAGUGGAGUCGGCCCUCUCACCUGCAGGAGGACAGAAGAAGAAGUUAUCACCAUUAUCCUUAUCCUCCUCCUCCCCCUACUCCUCCUUCUCACCUCCCCCACUCCUCCGCCCGCUGGACCAACGAGUCGAAUGGCUACAGUAGACGUGAGGAGGAGUGGGCCGGUCCCAAGAUGAGACAUCAGCACAGAUACUCACACAGACCGCGAGUGAACCCGUACGACGACUACCAGUCUGAUAGAAACUGGAACUGAAGCUGAAACACGCCGCGGUCAUCACAGCACACAGUAGACAGCAGGCGGCUUCAUGGGUUUCAUUAGGUUUUACACUGCUUCUCUGGUUCAUUUAUGUGUGUUAAAGGGACAGUUCACCAAAACUACAAAACAUAUUCACACUGAAAGGUGUUGCUCACUGAUUGUUCCUGGGGCUCUACUGGAAGGUCUUUGUAUAAUUUCCAGUUUUAAAACUACUUAUUUAUCUUCUGCUGGUGCUUUAUGAAGCCCCUCAGUUCAUUGAGAGCAGGUUGAAGCCCUGACUGUUGACUUGCAGGCAGCAUUUCUUCAUACAAGUUUUGGAACUUUGACCAUGUUUAAACAUCCGACAUCAGAACAGGAAAUAAAUAACAGAAGAUCAGAAUAUGUCCCCUUUUAAAUCAAUAUCAGUGUAAGUGAUGUAGAAUAAACUCAAAACGACUUUUAUAGUUCAGCUGAAGAUAAAAUGAAGCUUCAACAGUCUGAAUUAAGGCAACUAAUGAUUAUUUUUAUUAGUUUUGUCGAUUCAUCAAUGAAUCUUUUAUUAAACAGCUCAUCACAGUUUCCUAAAGCAAACAUGUGAUGACGUCACAGAUUUUUAAAUCUCUUUUCUCGGCUCGAGGAAAGUUUUACAAAUAUAAAAACCCUCCAUGGGUCCAGGUAUCAUCAGAUGAUUCGUAAUUCAUUUGUGAUUUAAAACCCAAAAACCGGUAA
This is a messenger RNA of Thunnus maccoyii (southern bluefin tuna), 2101 nucleotides long. Its product is annotated as RNA/RNP complex-1-interacting phosphatase-like. Lineage: Eukaryota; Metazoa; Chordata; Actinopteri; Scombriformes; Scombridae. The transcript has 9 exons. Bases 227 to 1390 code for a protein of 387 amino acids. Gene Ontology annotation, biological process: protein dephosphorylation. The record is from RefSeq and is a predicted model, not a curated record. Gene Ontology annotation, molecular function: polynucleotide 5'-phosphatase activity; protein tyrosine/serine/threonine phosphatase activity.